AUGGAAGUAUUGUAUGUCCCACUACUUUGGAAGCAUAGAUGCAAGAAAAGAAAAAGCAUAGAGCUGAGAAAUUGUGGACAUACUAUGAUAACACACGAUCUUGUGGCGGAGACAUUGGCAGCACACAAUACCGGCGGAGUAGGCGUUGGAGACACUGACAAAACGUGA
Sphenostylis stenocarpa is the source of this 168-nucleotide messenger RNA. The record is from the annotation of a GenBank genome assembly. NCBI's taxonomy places the organism in Eukaryota, Viridiplantae, Streptophyta, Magnoliopsida, Fabales, Fabaceae.